Messenger RNA from Saprolegnia diclina VS20, 1158 nucleotides. RefSeq lists its product as hypothetical. Gene Ontology annotation, cellular component: cytosol. The transcript has 2 exons. NCBI's taxonomy places the organism in Eukaryota, Oomycota, Saprolegniomycetes, Saprolegniales, Saprolegniaceae. The record is from RefSeq and is a predicted model, not a curated record. Gene Ontology annotation, molecular function: polyubiquitin modification-dependent protein binding. Gene Ontology annotation, biological process: ubiquitin-dependent protein catabolic process. Bases 1 to 1158 code for a protein of 385 amino acids.
AUGGCACACGUGACGGUCAAGCAGACGACGGGCGCGGCCCACGACGUCGAGAUCGACGUGGCGACGGCGACUGUGCUCGAGCUCAAGCAAAAGGUGCAAGAGCUCCUGCACUGCCCGCCGGAGGCCCAGCGCCUCAUCUUCCAAGGCCGCGUCCUCGACGAGAAGGCGACGCUCGCCUCAUAUGCACUCACGGACGGCCUCACGGUGCACUUGGUCAUCAACGCCAAGCUCAUGCCCGCAGCGACACCGACGCCGGCGCCUACUGCCACCCCUGCGACAACCCCUGCGACAACCGCUGCGGCAAGCUCCGCGCAAGUCUCGCUGGCGUCGCUUUUGCCGCUCUUGAAGCAGACGACGGCUGGCGUGGCGGCGCUCGCCACGCUCAAAAAGAUGGCCGAAAACAUCGUCAACCAUCCGACCGAAGAAAAGUACCGCAAGAUUCGUCUGAGCAACGAAGCCUUGAAGAAGAAAGUGCUGGACGUGCCUCAUGGCCUCGCCUCUGUCCAUGCGAUGGGCUUCGCCCCUGGCGUUGAAGAGGACUUUCUUGUGCUCGUGCCGACGGCUAGCAACUGGGAGCACCUCGUCGCCUCCAAGCGCCUACUCGACCAAGCCAGUGCGCCCGCUGCCGCGCCUGCCUUCCCAGCAUUCGCACCGUCGGCAGCGCCGGCGUCGGGUCCUGCUGGCUUGGGCAGUGACCCGCUGCAGGGCAUGCAAGCGAUGCUGCAGAACCCGAUGCUUGCGUCCAUGCUUCAGAACGACCCGCGCAUCCAGCAAAUGGCGCAGGGCAACCCAAUGUUGCAGCAGGCGCUCGCGAAUCCUGCGAUGCUGCAGCAAGCUCUCGGCGCUGUCCAGAACAACCCGAUGAUGCGGCAGCAGAUGCAGCAGAUGAUGGCCAACCCGCAGCUCAUGGAGCAGAUGAUGCAAGGCGGUGGCUUCCCCGCAAGUCCUUAUGGCAUGGGCUACGCCCAACCGCCGGCAGCGCCGGCCGCCGCGUCGCCGUUCGGUGCCCCCGUUUCGCUCGCGACGCCGUCACCUGCUGCGCCCGUGUCCCCUGCAGUGCCGGCUUCGACUACACGCGCCGCGCCCAUGGCACCGCCCGCCCGUUCGGAAGAGGAUGAGAUCGCCGAAGCCAUUGCGCGCUCGCUGCGAGAGAUGUAG